This is a messenger RNA of Trifolium pratense (red clover), 2857 nucleotides long. RefSeq lists its product as uncharacterized. Bases 505 to 2529 code for a protein of 674 amino acids. The transcript is spliced from 10 exons. The record is from RefSeq and is a predicted model, not a curated record. Lineage: Eukaryota; Viridiplantae; Streptophyta; Magnoliopsida; Fabales; Fabaceae.
AACCAACCUCACACUCCUUCAAUGCUUUCUUCGUUCCAUCCCUCCCUCCAUUUUCACGUUUUCGUUUCUAUUGCGACAUCAUAUUAUUACCAUUUUACCCUUCCCACCACCGCCUCUUUUUUUGUCCCUGCUUCUAUUUUUAAUGUUUUUUUAACAACACAAACAUAUUACCAAAAAUCGAAAAAAAUCAAUAAAAGAAAAAAACGAACGUGUCUUUGAAGUUCAACCACUUUCUCUCUCUCGCUCUCUCUCUCUGAAACGAAAUUGAAUGAAUUUGGCAAAAUCGCCAACAGAAAUUCGCUGACACACGUUGAAACCUCUCUGUGCAACGCAUUAAUUCUUCUUCUGCCAUCUUUCUCUCUGUUAUGAAGUUACUCGGUGCUUGUUGCUUCAUCUUCAAACUUAUCUCAUGGAAUUUCAAUUUCAAUUUCUCAGGUGCUAGUGCAAAAUUUGGACAAGGUUUUGGUCAUACUAAGAAAAGCUUUGAGGUUGUUUUUUCUCUAGAUGGGGAAAUGUGACCAUGGACGCUGCAUUUUUCCUCUUACAAGCUUGCAAAUUGGAGACUUGCAAUCCUAUUUUGCAGAUCUUAGCAUUUUCCUCGGAAAUGAUAGUAAAAAAAUGUAUAUUUUUGUUGACAAUAGACCAUGGGUGAGAGAUCUUGGCUCACGGGGAGCACACAUUUGGCAGUUGAUGGUUACCAAGUCAAGGUUAUCUCCUUUUGCGUACAGCAAAAAUCGAAGAGAAAGAAAAGAAGGAAAGGAUGUUUGUUCUCAACCAAGCACAAGUGAACCAAAGAAGUUUUUGAGAUGGUUCACAUUGGUUGAAGCAGUAAUGUCCCCAAGAAAGAGAGUGUUAUUGCCAGUGAAAAACCUAAGGAAUUCUUUGCAAUUCAGCAGUGAACUACAUAGAACUCUGUGUGGGUUUAUUGUAUUUGAAGUCGCAUGGACCGAUGUACGUGGUAUCAACUACUUUAACGAACUCCAGACUGAUACAUCGCUGGCUAUAGAAGCUAAAAUUAUGAAAAGAUGGGAAUUUGACAAUAUUGCUCAGGCUGCAAGCUGCAUGUCUUCAUGGUUCUCAGGAACACUUUCCGAACAGCUACUUUUGAAAGAGCACCUGGAUUCUGCCUCAGGGGAAAUAUUUUACGAUGCUUGUCAAUUUUUUUCUGAGAAUGUAUCCAUUGAUGAUGAUGACGAUAACAUCUGCAAUAAUACCGCAACUUUUGAAGAUAGUAUGGGUACCACAACUGGAGCAUAUUCCAAUGAUGCUGAAGAGACAAGUGACAUGCUGCACACACCUCCUCCUUCUGGGCCUAAUAAGAGAAGAAAAUUAAUGAAUUCUUUUAGUUCCGAAGUUGAUGUUGAUAGCUAUUCAGAAGCUGAAAUUGAUAACUCAUUGAAUUGCUCUCAGAGGUCUAGCUCUGCUUCUGAUGAUAGCGUUGAAACCACUCAGUAUAGUGAUGCCCUACUUUCAUUUAGGUUUAAUGAUCAUGACCUCCCUUUCAAAUUUAGGGACGUUAUUGUAUCUGACCUGCGAUUGCUUACUUUGUUAGAGGCUGGUCUUCCAUCUUGGGUUAUCUUCCUUCAGUCAUAUCCAGUGUUAUGCAAUAUUUAUCGUCCUUGGAUGUGCCCGCUUGCAAGACUGUUAUAUGUUUUGAUGUCAUUUGUUACUGUCCUCAUUGGAUUCUAUGAUUUAUACAAAAAUGUUCCAGUUCUCAAGGCAACCGCAUCUCGUAUAUGUGGGCCGCUUUUUGAUUGGAUUGAAACUUGGGAGAUGGUUUCGAGGGUCAAAUACUUAGGGACAAUGUUGUUUCUACAUAACUUCCAGAAGGCUGUUAGGUGGUUUCUUGCCAUUACACAUACCACACGAUCCUUUUUUUCAGUUCUUAUUCAACCUAUUGUACAGUCAUUGGUGGCGAUUUUUGGAUUUCUUCUCCCAAGCUUAAAUAUUUUGUUUGACAUAUUAGAAAGCAUAUUUUCUGUCAUUUGGUUUGGGAUUGAGGCUUCUUGCAAUUUAGUCGGAGAUGUGGUGGAGCUAUUCUUUUUGCCACUGUGGUUUAUCAUCAACAUUGUUUGGAGGAUUGCUACUUGUGUCUUAUAUCCUCUAUUUUGGAUUGUCUGGGAAUUUCUAUAUGCUCCUGUUCGUCUAGUCCUGGCAAUGUUCAGUUUUCUGGCUGUAAUAUGCACGCGCAUUUGUAAUAUACUUGGAGAAGCAUGGCAGUUUCUUAGCGGCAUAGUCCAGUUGGCUUCAUCUUCUGAAGCAACAGUCAGCAGUUAUGAAGUUUCCAUGUGGCGCUCUCUUUGGAAUGAUCUUUUUUCGCAGAUUUUCAAAGCUCUCAAAAGCAUACUAUAUGGGCUUGUUGCCUUUUUCACAGCCUGCAACAGGCAUCGACUAAGCAUCUAUAAUCAUAUACAGGAGUUUAUCAAAAGAUUAUAUCGUCCGUGCCAAAGAUCACAGCAAGCAGAUCUGACCGACAAUAGAAAACCUUGUUUGACAUUGGCUCUGGUGGAAGAAAAGAAGAAAGUUUAGUUAUCUAUCAAGAGCACAAAAGCACAGUGUUUGGCCGUAAGGUGUUCUAUCGCUAAUUCAGCAACCUCGAUACGAUUACAUUCAAAGAGUAUGAAAGAUUCUUUUACCAUUUUGACAAAUUUUGGUUAUACUUGCCCCCCAAGUUCCAUAUUUUCUCUUACUAUUUCUGAGGAUUUGCAUAGGCGAAGCUAUCAUAUUCAUAUGUAUAUAUGUAUAUGUACAUGAAACUUGUAAAUUUUGUCAAAGUAACUAAUUCCUUCAAUGUAUAUUCAAAUGAUUGUUUCUUGUACAUCAAUUUUGUAUAUUUUACAACCACACGGACACAGUA